Phycomyces blakesleeanus NRRL 1555(-) is the source of this 1575-nucleotide messenger RNA. RefSeq lists its product as hypothetical. Bases 1 to 1575 code for a protein of 524 amino acids. NCBI's taxonomy places the organism in Eukaryota, Fungi, Mucoromycota, Mucoromycetes, Mucorales, Phycomycetaceae. Gene Ontology annotation, biological process: transmembrane transport; carboxylic acid transport. Gene Ontology annotation, cellular component: plasma membrane. Gene Ontology annotation, molecular function: carboxylic acid transmembrane transporter activity. The transcript has 11 exons. The record is from RefSeq and is a predicted model, not a curated record.
AUGUCACAAAUUAAAAAAGAAUUGGAUAACGUAUCUAUUGAACAGAUCGAAAAUGCUCCAGAAAGCAGAUUAAGACGAAAGCUAAGGGAGAUCAAGGAGUCUAUCUAUCACAAGCCUGAUAAGCUAGAAAAUCCUUUAAAGCUAUUGAUUAAUAUCAAUAACACUCAAAGAAUUACAUUCGUUGCUGCUUUCUUUGGCUGGACCUUGGAUGCUUUUGACUUCUUCUGUGUUUCUCUGACUGUUACAGAUAUUGCCAAGGACUUUGAUGUCGAGCCAUCUGCUGUUACAAGCGCUAUUACUACUACUUUGAUGCUAAGACCUAUUGGCGCUCUUAUUUUUGGUGCAUUAGCCGAUAAAUUUGGUCGAAGAUGGCCGUUGAUGAUUGAUAUCAUUCUCUUUUCAAUCAUCAACAUGGCUAGUGGAUUUGCUCCUAAUCUCAAAUCCUUUAUUGCUCUUAGAGCACUAUUUGGUAUUGCCAUGGGUGGUGAAUGGGGUCUUGGCGCAAGUCUCGCGCUUGAAGCACUUCCAGUUGAGGCAAGAGGCAUAUUUUCCGGAAUUUACCAGCAAGGUUACGCGUGUGGUUACCUUUUGGCAACCUUGGUCAACUAUGCAAUCGUACAAACAAACUCUUCGUGGCGUAUUCAGUUUUGGGUUGGUGCUGCAUUUGCUCUCCUAGCAAUUGUGAUCCGAUUCUGGGUGCCUGAAUCCGAAUCCUUUGAAAAAACCAAAGAAGCGCGCAAGAUUUUGGGGCGAUCUAUAUUGAAGGAGACGUGGGUUGUUCUCAAGAACCACUGGCUCAGACUGAUUUACAUGGUUAUUCUGAUGGCUUUCAUGAACUUUUUGUCCCAUGGAUCUCAAGAUCUCUACCCUACGUUUUUGACUACUCAACUCAAAUAUACAGCUUCUCAAAAGACUUCGACGAGUGUUAUAUACAACAUCGGAGCUAUCUGUGGCGGAACAAUUAUCGGUUAUUACUCAACAUACUUUGGUAGACGGCUUGCUAUUGUUGUGUGCGCUAUCAUGGUGGGUGCUUUUAUUCCACUUUGGGCAUAUGGACCCAACAUUGGAUCACUUCAGUUUGGUGCAUUUGUUCUCCAAUUCUUUGUUCAGGGUGCAUGGGGUGUUAUUCCAGCACAUAUCAAUGAACUGGCACCUGCAGCUUUCAGAGGUUUGAUGCCUGGUCUGGCCUAUCAGUUAGGUAACUUGAUCAGUGCAGCUAGCAGUCAGAUUGAGGCUACCAUUGGUGAGAGCUAUCCUCUCAAAAAUGAAGAUGGUUCCCUGAAAUUGAAUGCUGAGGGAAAAGCUAUUGCAAACUACGGGUUGACUCAGUCGAUUUUCAUGGGAUGCGUGUGCGCUUGCUUGAUAAUCACAGUUCUUGUUGGUAAAGAGGAGCGCAACAGAGACUUUAAUGUAGUUGAGCUCGAGAAUGAAAAAUCGGGGGGAGCUGUUGGACCGGUUGAUAUCUCUGAACUUUCCAUGGAGCAGGGCAUUGCCUCAACUUCUGAAAAGCCAAAAUCCGUAUCUAGUAAAACAGAUGCCAACCGUAGCGAUUUGGAAAUUGAAAAUGCCAAGUAA